Ornithorhynchus anatinus (platypus) is the source of this 1687-nucleotide messenger RNA. It is a transcript of the gene CHRNE, whose product is annotated as cholinergic receptor nicotinic epsilon subunit. Bases 33 to 1529 code for a protein of 498 amino acids. Gene Ontology annotation, cellular component: neuron projection; postsynaptic membrane; synapse. Gene Ontology annotation, biological process: nervous system process; monoatomic ion transmembrane transport; chemical synaptic transmission. The transcript has 12 exons. Gene Ontology annotation, molecular function: transmembrane signaling receptor activity; acetylcholine-gated monoatomic cation-selective channel activity. Lineage: Eukaryota; Metazoa; Chordata; Mammalia; Monotremata; Ornithorhynchidae. The record is from RefSeq and is a predicted model, not a curated record.
CCCAGAAGCCCAGACGAUUCGGGGCGGACGACAUGGGGACAACGGCGAUCUGGGCUCUGAUCUGCUGGGGGCUCUGGGGGCCCGGCCUGCUCCAGGUCCGAGGGAACGAGGAGCUGCGCCUCUACAACGCCCUCUUCUCCGACUACGACAGCGGCCAGAGGCCCGUCCGGACCCCGGAGGAGACGGUGCCCGUCGCCAUCAAGGUCACCCUCACCAACCUCAUCUCCCUGAACGAGAAGGAGGAGACCCUGACCACCAACGUGUGGAUCGGACUGGACUGGCAGGAUUACAGACUCAACUACAGCAAGGGCGACUACGGGGGCAUCGACACCCUAAGGGUUCCCGCAGAGAAAGUCUGGCUGCCGGAGAUCGUCCUGGAGAACAACAUCGACGGGCAGUUCGGGGUGGCGUACGACGCCAACGUGCUGGUGCUGGAGGGCGGGUACGUGAGUUGGCUGCCCCCCGCCAUCUACCGCAGCGUCUGCGCCGUCCAAGUCGACUUCUUUCCCUUCGACUGGCAGAACUGCUCCCUCGUCUUCCAAUCCCAGACCUACAGCGCCCGCGAGGUGGCGCUGGAAUUUGCCACCGACGCGGACACGGGCCGCUUCAUCGAGAAAAUCGAAAUAGACACGGAAGCCUUCACAGAGAACGGGGAGUGGGCCAUCGAAUACUGCUCCGGGAUGCUCCGCCAUCACACCCACCUGCCCCCCGACACCCCCGGGAACACCGACGUGGUCUACUCGCUCGUGAUCCGCCGGAAGCCACUGUUCUACGUCAUCAACAUCAUCGUGCCCUGCGUCCUCAUCUCCGGCCUGGCGCUCCUGGCCUACUUCCUGCCUGCACAGGCGGGAGGUCAGAAGUGCACCGUGUCCAUCUCCGUGCUCCUGGCCCAGACCGUGUUCCUCUUCCUCAUCGCCCAAAACAUCCCGGAGACGUCGCUGGCUGUGCCUCUGCUGGGCCGGUAUCUCCUCUUCGUCAUGGUAGUGGCGACCCUCAUCGUCAUGAACUGCGUGGUGGUGCUGAACGUGUCCCUGCGGACACCCGCCACUCACACCCUGUCCCCGCGGCUGCGGCGGGUUCUGCUGGAGCUGCUGCCCCGGCUGCUGGGGUCGGGGCGGCCCCCGGAGCGGCCCGAGGCCGGUCCCCCGCGCCGCGCCUCGUCGCUAGGCCUGCUGGCCCGCGCCGAGGACCUCAUCCUGCGCACGCCGAGGAGCGAGCUGCUCUUUCAGGCCCAGCGGCACCGGCACCGAGGCGCAGACGCCUCCCCCGGCACGCUGGGGCUGAGCCUGGCGGCGGCCGCCCCCGACCUCCGCUACUGCGUGGACGCCAUCAACUACGUCGCCCGGAGCACAAGGGAGCAGGAGGAGUGCGGGGAGGAGAUGGCCAUGUGGGCCCAGGUGGGCAAGGCCAUAGACAACAUCUGCUUCUGGGCAGCCUUGCUGCUCUUCAGCCUGGGCACCGGCAUCAUCUUCUUUGGCGGCCACUUCAACCGGGUCCCCGACCUGCCCUUCCCACCCUGCAUUGGCUAACCGUGCUCCCCUCCCCACCCUCAACCGCCUGUCCCAGGGGGUCCAGCUCAGCCCGAGCUCCCCCUCCCCAGCCUCAGCUCUUCCCCACACUGUUUUUCUCCUGCCCUGCCAGAGAGGCGUUCAGGCCUCUUGGAAUAAACCCAAGAGUUUCCCACAGG